AGGGCGAACGUGAAGAACGCAGCAGCCAAUAACGAGUUAGGAGGCGUGGCCGAGCCCUGGAACGUACAUGCAGAGAUGGGGGUCAAGCUGGAGGUGUUUAGGAUGAUGCUCUACCUCUCAUUCCCGGUGACCAUGUUUUGGAUCUCGAAUCAACCGGAAUAUUUUGAAGAGUACAUUGUGAAGCGGAAGAGGGAGAUUUAUCCUCCAGAAAAGGAAGACGUGAAGAAGCAGUUGCAAGACGCGAGAGAGGCAGCAAGACGGAAAAGAGAAGAGCUGUACAUGCAGGAUUAGAGAGCGUCCAGCAGAGGGCGCCGCUCCCUCAUACCUGUCCUCAUAUUGCACUCUGCCCCAGCGUGCUGUGUACACUAUGUAACAUUGUACGUGGCUCCAUGUAUAGUUCUCUUCAGUAAAGAUUUUCUUUUGUAAAUAU
Nanorana parkeri is the source of this 430-nucleotide messenger RNA. It is a transcript of the gene PET100, whose product is annotated as PET100 homolog. The record is from RefSeq and is a predicted model, not a curated record. The transcript is spliced from 4 exons. Gene Ontology annotation, biological process: mitochondrial respiratory chain complex IV assembly. NCBI's taxonomy places the organism in Eukaryota, Metazoa, Chordata, Amphibia, Anura, Dicroglossidae. Gene Ontology annotation, cellular component: mitochondrial inner membrane; mitochondrion. Bases 76 to 291 code for a protein of 71 amino acids.